Messenger RNA from Malania oleifera, 2740 nucleotides. Its product is annotated as phosphatidylinositol N-acetylglucosaminyltransferase subunit C-like. Gene Ontology annotation, cellular component: glycosylphosphatidylinositol-N-acetylglucosaminyltransferase (GPI-GnT) complex; membrane. The coding region runs from base 489 to 1403 and encodes 304 amino acids. The record is from RefSeq and is a predicted model, not a curated record. Lineage: Eukaryota; Viridiplantae; Streptophyta; Magnoliopsida; Santalales; Ximeniaceae. Gene Ontology annotation, biological process: GPI anchor biosynthetic process. The transcript is spliced from 2 exons.
AUUCCAAAAUCCCAAUUUCUUAUUUACCGCUUCCAUCUUCCAUCAUCUUCCGCUCUUCCCUUCCCAAGUUCGCAGUUCGCAAGUCGCAACCUCGCCUGCAGCUGGCACUUCCUCACAGCCUCAUUCCCAGUCCCAAUUCCCUUCAGCUUCAUCUUCCCUUCCUAGUUCCCUUCCCACUUCGCAGUUCGCACACAGUCGGCGACGGCAAGUUCAAACCUCCUGUUCCAGAUCGGCAGAUCCAGUCUUCCCCUUCGGACUUCGGCCUCCACCUCCCCAACUUUGCAGCUCGCACUCUCGCAGACUCGCAGCACUCCUUCAGACCUUCCGUCCUUCAGGGAUUUAGACCCAAAUUGCUCAAAUGCUUGGGUAGAUUUUUCUAGUUUCAAAGUAAGAGAUUUCAUGUUAAUCAGUUGGCAACCCAGAUGAGUAUUGUCAAAAUGACAAUGGGUGUUUUGAACAGAAACAUAUACCUUUUGUAGAGAAGUGGAAUGGUAAUGGAAACUAGUAGUGGCAGUGAAAAUCUGACCCAUCCCAAAUGGAGAAAGGUGGCAUAUGGAGGAAUGCAAUUUGGAUUUGAUGACAACUACACAGAUGAAUCUUUUCUUGAAGAUAUGGUAAUGAAUGCCAAUGUUGUUAAGCGGGACAUGCUCAAGGUGAUGCUAGACUCAGUCUCUAUCUCUCAGUACAUAUGUAUCGUUGCUCUUGUUGUCUUGGUAUGGACUUACACUCUUGGAACAACCAUUAAUGAAAGUCUCCUCUUGUUUCUUGAUGUGAGUCUUUUUGUCUCAGGUUUCUUAGUUCUCCUCCUGACCGAAGAAAUGUGUUCCCUAAAUCUUCUUUUUCGCUAUUUUCUUAAAUUUUCCUUUUUCACGACUGGGUUAUAUGUUCUGGCUCCAAUCUAUCAAACUCUCACACGAUCUAUUAGCUCUGACUCCAUUUGGGCAGUAACUGUUUCACUUCUCAUACUCCAUCUCUUCUGGCAUGACUAUUCGGGAUCUCCUGUAGGAGCAACAGGGUCACUACAUAAUCCAAACUUAACCAGCUUUGUUUCCUUGAAUGCUUCUAUUGUGGCUUCAGUUUUCAUUGCUUCCUGUCUCCCAUCAAGACUACAUGUUUUUGCUAUCAUGCUGUUCUCAUUGCAGGUCUUCCUCUUCGCUCCACUGGUGACUUGUUGUAUUAAGAAAUACUCUUUUAGGUUGCACCUAUGGUUCUCAUAUAUGUUGAUGAUUGUGACUUUGGCUUUCGUAUAUAUGUGGCAUCAAUUACUUUUUGUACUGUUGUUGGCUCUGUUGGUUUUUGUCAUUGUUGUGUGUCCUUACUGGCUUAUAAGAAUUCAAGAGUACAAGUUUGAGAUCAAUGGUCCCUGGGACGAGGCUAAGCUCUGUUUUGAUGUCACAGAGUGAGAUAACAGUUGCAUCUUUGUAAGUUCUGCGAACUUUAAAAAUUAACAGUGUUAUUUGGAUUAUUUAUUUAUUUAUUUUGCAAGUUUUAUCAUCUAAUCCAGUCAAAUGCUAUCUAUAUUUACAUUCUAGGCUGAUUGCUGCCUAUAGUAUGAUUAGUGAUUGGCUCUUCAUUUCUUCUUUUAGUUAUGAUUUUAUUCAUCAGGAAAAUAUUUGAGGUAGAGUUCAGUUUUAGAUGAUUGAAGUAAAGACCUGAUAUCAUUGCCAUUUGCACAUAUAAUUUCAUAUUGUUUAAAGAUGGUUGGCCUGCAAACUUGCCCAACCCAAAAGAUUCUUUUAUGUGCUCAAGCUUUGGCCUUAACUAAUGGCAGGUUAAUAAAUUGAUUUUUGAUAAAAAAAAUUCAAAAUUAUAAUUGAUAGUAAUACUUGUAAUUGCUUGUUCUAUGUUAAUUUUGUGUUAAUGUCAUUGUUGGUUCUUCUUAUUGUUUUGGUUGCAUUGAGAGCUUUAAAACUUGAGCCUUCACACAAUCUUAUGCCAAUCAAAUAAACAGGAUCAAUGGUCAUAAUAUGUUUUUAGUCUCAAAGUAGAAAAAAUAGAAUGAAAUAGGGUAUAAGAGAAAUUUUGAAGCGACUAUUGGUUGUUAGAACAAUAUUUAGUGAAUGAAUGUCUUUAUAUUGAUAGAGGGAAGUAGUUUAUAUUUCUCUUGGAAGGAAAUUAAGUGCAUUAAAUUGAGGCUUAUAUUAGGAAACUAAGAGUUAGUGAUUGCAGUUGUUGUUUAUUUAAAAUAAUGUUUGUAUAAGAUAGAUAAUUGGUUAAAAGCAUCUGGAGUUAUUGUGGUUUUUUGCUUGUAAGAUUGAUUAAUAUUGAGAAGAGAAUUUGCUUUUAAAAAAAAUUAUUAAUAAUUUAGUUGCUUUGUUUUAUCAUGCUCCAUCUUUAUGUCAUUGUUUCUUUUGGUAACAAAUAUGUUUAGCUAAAUAUUCUUAUUUUUGGUGCAAAUCAUCAGUCCUAAGAAUAGGACGUCUGUCUUACAGCCAUAUUUUUAUUUGAUUCCCAUCAUAGUAGUUAAAAGGGUGCCCCCAGAACCAGCCCCAGCCCCAGCCCUUCGUCUUUGACCCUUCAAAACAGCCCGAAACCAGCAGGAGGAGUUCGUCUUCAACCAAUCGAUCCUUCAGUUCUGCUGCCUCCUGCCGGCUGCUUCUUAUAAUAUUAACUUGCACUAAGCCUCUAAGUUAUAUUAUAUAAUGUAUAAUUAAUUAUGUAGUUUAAUGCAAGUUUAUACUUUUAUAAUUAAUAUGUAACAUUUUUUACUAAAUUUUAAUGCAAGUUCAUACUUUAUAAU